AAGGAGAGACCGAAUUGGAAAGGAGAGGAGUGGAGAGGAGAGGAGAGGAGGGAAGGGAUAGGGAUAGGGAUAGGGAGAGACCCAAUUCACCCAAAGCUUCUUUCCCUUCCCAUCAUCAAUUUGCUUUCUUAGAUUUCUCUCAGCCAUCUAUUUUAUUAGUUUAAAAGGCGGCGUCGUAGUCUCCAUUACUUCCGUUUAAUGCUUCUCCACCGCUUUCUUCCUCAUCGGUUUUUGUUUUCUUUCUAGGGUUAGGGUUCGUGUUCGUAUUCGUAUUCAAACCAGAAUAUAAUCGCAAGUCUAAAGCCUGGCAACAUGACGAUGCCGGAACGCAAAACAAUUGACUUAGAGCAAGGAUGGGAGUUCAUGCAGAAGGGUAUUACAAAGCUCAAGAACAUUCUAGAAGGACUUCCUGAGCCUCAGUUCAGCUCUGAGGAUUACAUGAUGCUCUACACAACCAUCUACAACAUGUGCACUCAGAAGCCCCCUCACGAUUAUUCUCAACAGCUGUAUGACAAGUACAAAGAGUCCUUCGAAGAUUACAUUACUUCAACGGUAUUGCCUUCUUUAAGGGAGAAGCAUGAUGAAUUUAUGUUGAGGGAGCUUGUGAAAAGAUGGUCAAAUCAUAAGGUUAUGGUCAGGUGGCUUUCACGCUUCUUCCAUUAUCUUGAUCGAUACUUCAUUGCUCGGAGAUCACUUCCUGCACUAAAUGAAGUUGGGCUGACUUGCUUCCGUGAUCUGGUGUACAAGGAGAUAAAUGGGAAGGUCAGAGAUGCUGUAAUUUCCUUGAUUGAUCAAGAGCGAGAGGGAGAACAGAUUGACCGAGCGUUAUUGAAGAAUGUUCUAGAUAUCUUUGUUGAAAUUGGAAUGGGAAGCAUGGAUUGUUAUGAUAAUGACUUUGAAGCAGCCAUGCUUGAAGAUACUGGUGCUUAUUAUUCUCGUAAGGCUUCAAAUUGGAUUCUGGAAGAUUCUUGUCCCGAUUAUAUGUUGAAGGCUGAGGAGUGCUUGAAACGGGAGAAGGAUCGGGUUUCUCAUUACUUGCAUUUGAGCAGCGAGCAGAAAUUGUUAGAGAAAGUGCAAACUGAGUUGUUGUCCGUGUAUACAAACCAGUUGCUUGAAAAGGAACACUCUGGAUGCCAUGCUUUGCUUAGAGAUGACAAGGUGGAUGAUUUGUCACGGAUGUAUAGGCUCUUCUGUAGAAUUCCUCGCGGACUAGACCCUGUUUCCAAUAUAUUUAAACAGCAUGUUACUGCCGAAGGUACGGCCUUGGUCAAACAAGCAGAAGAUGCAGCAAGUAACAAGAAGGCAGAGAAGAAAGAUGUGGUUGGUUUGCAAGAACAGGUUUUUGUGAGAAAAGUAAUUGAUCUGCACGACAAGUACUUGGCAUACGUUAAUGACUGCUUCUUGAACCACUCUCUAUUUCACAAGGCACUCAAAGAGGCUUUUGAGGUUUUCUGCAACAAGGGUGUUGCUGGCAGCUCCAGUGCAGAAUUACUGGCGACUUUCUGUGAUAAUAUCCUAAAGAAGGGUGGAAGUGAGAAGUUGAGUGAUGAAGCGAUUGAAGAAACUCUUGAGAAGGUAGUAAAGCUUCUUGCUUACAUCAGUGACAAGGACCUCUUUGCGGAAUUUUACAGGAAAAAGCUUGCUCGCAGGCUGCUUUUUGACAAAAGUGCUAAUGACGAUCAUGAGAGGAGUAUUCUUACCAAGCUGAAGCAGCAAUGUGGUGGACAGUUCACUUCUAAAAUGGAGGGAAUGGUCACAGAUUUAACAUUGGCAAGGGAAAAUCAGGCAAACUUUGAGGAUUAUCUGAAUGGUAAUCUAUCUGCAAAUCCUGGGAUUGAUUUGACAGUUACUGUCUUAACCACUGGAUUCUGGCCAAGUUAUAAAUCAUUUGAUCUCAACCUUCCUGCAGAGAUGGUUAAAUGUGUCGAGGUUUUUAGGGACUUCUAUCAGACGAAAACAAAGCAUAGAAAACUUACAUGGAUUUACUCACUGGGUACUUGCAACAUCAAUGGAAAAUUUGAACCAAAAACUAUGGAGCUAAUUGUGACAACUUAUCAGGCCUCUGCCUUGCUACUAUUCAAUGCUUCGGACAGAUUGAGUUAUUCAGAAAUCAUGUCUCAGUUGAACUUAACUGAUGAUGAUGUAGUUCGACUACUUCAUUCCCUAUCCUGUGCCAAAUACAAAAUCCUUAAUAAGGAGCCAAACACCAAAACCAUCUCUCCAACUGACUAUUUUGAGUUCAAUUCUAAGUUUACCGACAAAAUGAGAAGGAUUAAGAUUCCACUCCCUCCUGUGGAUGAGAAGAAGAAGGUGAUUGAGGAUGUUGACAAGGAUAGGCGAUACGCAAUUGAUGCCUCAAUUGUGCGCAUCAUGAAGAGUCGAAAAGUUUUGGGUCACCAACAGUUAGUGAUGGAGUGCGUUGAGCAGCUAGGGCGAAUGUUCAAGCCUGAUUUCAAAGCAAUCAAGAAGCGAAUUGAAGACCUAAUCACUCGGGAUUAUCUGGAGAGAGACAAAGAAAAUCCUAAUAUGUUCAGGUACUUGGCCUAAUUCAAUGUGUGGAUGUUACCUUCGACAGGCCAUAUCAAGUAAGAAAUUUGCUGGCAAAACGACGGGAGUAUGGGUCUGGUAGAUGUGUAGAGCACAACUCACCCUGAAUAGCCAUUUCUGUUGCAUAGCCUCGAAUGGUUUGACGUGCACCCUGGCGUGAGGAUUCUUGUACAUGUUUUGCGUAUGAAAGUCGAUGUCAGCUCUGGGUAACUACCCUUCAUGACAGAAGUGAAGUGAUUUAUUCUGUUACGCCUUCAAGUCCAUUGCUUGCUGCUUCUGCCCGUCUCAUGCCAAUCGUUUCUCCUUGACCAGGCCACUUGUUUACUUCCCUUCUCUUUUCCUUUUCGCUCGCUUCCUUUCCCCUCCCACCCACCCCCGAACCCCACCUUUCACCUUUUUUUUUUUUUUUUUUAUUCCUCCCAAUUGUAAUCUAUUUUUAUUAGUUAGAUUGAUUUGCUUGCAAUAUUUAAUGGUAUUUAGCAAUCAAUCGCGAGUCCUUGUCUGUUUCCAGGAACGACUUUAUUGUUCUUUGACUGGUGUUCAUACUUUAACCAUCAAUUGUUUGUGUUGUACAUGGUUGAUUUUAAUCUUUGUUAUGAAAGAUAUGUUGAGCAAGGCAUCAUUGCUCCUAUGAGCCUUGAUUAGUCCCA
Macadamia integrifolia is the source of this 3197-nucleotide messenger RNA. RefSeq names its product cullin-1-like. The coding region runs from base 313 to 2547 and encodes 744 amino acids. Gene Ontology annotation, biological process: protein ubiquitination; ubiquitin-dependent protein catabolic process. Gene Ontology annotation, cellular component: cullin-RING ubiquitin ligase complex. Lineage: Eukaryota; Viridiplantae; Streptophyta; Magnoliopsida; Proteales; Proteaceae. The transcript is spliced from 20 exons. The record is from RefSeq and is a predicted model, not a curated record. Gene Ontology annotation, molecular function: ubiquitin protein ligase binding.